This is a messenger RNA of Prorocentrum cordatum, 1095 nucleotides long. The record is from the annotation of a GenBank genome assembly. NCBI's taxonomy places the organism in Eukaryota, Dinophyceae, Prorocentrales, Prorocentraceae.
AUGCUUGGAGGCGAUCGAAUACUUCCCCAGGGCCAGCGAGGCCGGGGCGCUGUCUCAGGCCAUGGCGAAGCGACGGAGCUCAGCGACGCGAGCAACGCGCUGGGCUGGCACCACGACGGGGCCACUGUCUGCACCAUGGCCGUGGCGCUGUCCUCCGCCGGGGAGCACUUCGACGGCGGCGAGCUGCAGGUGCGCGACCGCCAGCAGGGCAGGGAGCUGCUGCACACGGUGUCAGAUCUCCGGCGUGGUGACGUCGUCGCGUGGCGGGGCUGGGACGUGCACCGAGUGCGCCCAGUGCGAAGCGGCCGGCGGCGAGUGCUGGUGGCGGAAUGGUGGCUGGGGACAGGCUGCUCGGAGGCAGAUCCGAGGCCGCGCGACUCCGAAGAGGCCAUCUUGCGGGUGCUCCAGUCGCACGGCGACAGCGCCCAGCUUCACACGAUCCUCGGGGCGGAUCUGGCCGAAAGGGGAGACCUGGCUGGCGCGGAGAAGAGCCUCCGCACCGCAGUCGAGCUAGACCCUCGACACCUGGAAGCACAACACGGUCUCGCCUACGUCUUGGCACAGCGGGGGGAUAGGGCAGGUGCCGAGGAGGGGCUCCGGGCCGUCCUGCGCCUGGACCCGCAGCAGCCGAAAGUGCUGUACAACCUGGGCAAGGCUCUGGCAGAGCGCGGGGACUUCGCUGGUGCCGAAAAGACCUUCCGAGAGGCAUUGCGAUUGGACCCCGCAGCCGCCGCGCUGCACUACGCCUUGGCCGUGACCCUGUCGUCGCUGGGAGAUGCCGCAGGGGCCGAAGCCAGCUACCAGGCCGCAGUCCGACUGGGCCAGCAGCGCGAGGUGCCUCGGGACGGCCUGGACUCGCCGUCCCAGGUGCAGGCGGCCGUACCGACGGCCCCCUCGCCGAACGGCACGCCAGGCCCCAUGGGCGCGCCCAGGCGCGCACCUCCGUCGCGAAAGGUACCAACUGCGCCGCCGAGGGUGCCGCCGCGAGCGCCGCAGCGGUCGCCGCUGGGAGCGCCGCCAGGCGCGCCUCCGGGAACGCCUGCCGCCGCGCCUCCCGGCAUGCCUCCUGGGAGCUGGCUCCGGUCCAGGGGCUAG